AUGAAAAGACAGGAAAUAUAUAUGUCACUGCAAGACGAAAAAAAACCAAAGACAACAUCUGCUCCUCAGCAAGAUAUAUUCACCAGUGUUGGGGAUCAAGCUGCAUCAGUAGAUAGAGAGGCUACUGUUGGCGAUGAAGCUUCAAAUGCCGAGACGUCUAAUGAUGCAGAGCAAGGAAACGAGGGCCUCAGGAAGACAGGUGCUGAAGAUUCUGAAGGGCAUCCUGUUCAAGAAAUAGAUAGUUUGUGCAUGAAUUGUCACAAGACAGGCAAGACAACGUUACUUUUGACCAAAAUUCCAUUUUUUAGAGAGGUUAUUAUAAUGUCUUUUGAAUGUCCGUUUUGUCAUUUCAAGAACUCUGAAAUCCAACCCGCUGCAGAAAUAGCAGAAAAAGGAUCAAGAUACACCUUGAAAAUCGAAGACAAGAAGGAUUUUGGUCGCCAAGUUGUCAAAUCCGAAACAGCUACUUGCAGAUUUUCUGAGUUGGAUAUUGAGAUUCCACCGAAGAGGGGACAGUUAACGAACGUUGAAGGGUUGCUCAGCGAGAUGAUAGAUGACUUAGAAGCUGACCAACCCGCGAGAAAGGAGCACCAGCCAGAAAUUUAUGGCAAGAUAAAUGAGGUUGUCGAAAAGAUCCGGUCUUAUCUCAAUGCGGAUCCUAAUACAUUACCUUUAACAUUUUCAAUAGAUGAUCCGGCUGGAAAUUCCUGGAUUGAAUACAUUCCUGGUGAACCGAGUCAUAAAUGGUCAAUGUACGAAUAUAAUAGAACCGCUGAGCAAAAUGUCUUUUUGGGUCUCAUUUCAGCUGAUGAUGUUCAAAAACAACAUGAGAUUGAAAUUGAGAACAAGAAAAAAGCGACAAGUGAAAAUAUAUCUUCAUCAUUGAAGAAGUCACAAGACAGAGACACUGAUAUUAAGUCGACUGGCUUUACUUCUGAUUCAACUGAUAUUGAAAACUUUGAAAAUGAGAUUCAAACAUUCCAUGCCACCUGUUCAAAUUGUUUCAAGCCGUGUGAGACUCAUAUGAAGACAAUCAAUAUACCUCAUUUUAAAGAUGUAAUUUUAAUGUCCACAGUUUGUGAACAUUGUGGCUAUAAAUCCAACGAGGUGAAAACAGGUGGUGAGAUUCCUCCUCAUGGAAGAAGAAUUACGCUUAAAGUAACGGAUCCCGAGGAUUUAGCUCGUGAUCUUUUGAAAAGUGAGACCUGUGGUUUGGUUAUACCAGAAUUGGAUUUGGACCUUACACCAGGUACCUUAGGAGGCAGAUUUACUACUAUAGAGGGGCUCUUGUCACAGGUUUAUGAAGAACUAUAUGGUAGAGUAUUUACUGAAACAUCAGAUUCCAUGGAUGAUGCCACACGUACUCGAUGGACCUCUUUUUUCGCCAGAUUGCAGGAUGCAAUUGAUGGGAAGAUUGGCUUUACUAUUGUCAUGGAAGAUCCGUUGGCAUCUUCUUAUAUCCAAAAUGUCUAUGCCCCAGAUAAUGAUCCAAAUAUGAUCGUUGAGGAUUACGAGCGAACUGAUGAACAAAAUGAGAGCUUAGGGCUCAAUGACAUGAAAACUGACUAA
Molecule: messenger RNA, 1569 nt
Organism: Priceomyces carsonii
Lineage: Eukaryota; Fungi; Ascomycota; Pichiomycetes; Serinales; Debaryomycetaceae
Gene: ZPR1
Product: zinc finger-containing protein
Exons: 1
Coding region: 1-1569 (522 amino acids)
Cellular component (GO): nucleus; cytoplasm
Molecular function (GO): zinc ion binding
Source: RefSeq, a predicted model, not a curated record